GGGCGGGCGGCGGCGGCGCGGCGCGGCAGCGGCCGGCAGCAUGGUGGGGGGCAGCGACGGGCAGGCUCCGCCGGACGCCACCGAGCCGAAGCACAGGCGGAAGAGCCCCCGGUUGGCGGCGGCGCGGGCGGAGGAGGCCGAGGCGGAGGCCGUAGCUGAGCAGGGCCCUGGAGGGGCGCUGGAGGAAGAUGAGCAUCCCUUUCAGACCCCGGACUCGCUGACUCGACCCUCUAUAAAAGCAUAUCGAACAAUAGGUAGUUCUUCAACUUACUGUCUUCAAGAGAAUCAAAUAAAGGAAAAAGCAAAGACUUGUGACAGUAAGGAACCCGAGAAACAAGCAGGGCAUCAGCCAAACCUUUACACAUCGUUAAGAGAAAGAAAGUCUGACUUCCUUGAGAAAAGUCGUGAGCACCACUCAACUACAUCACAGUGUAGAAGUAAAUUUCGAGAUCAGUCCAGCAUAGGGAAGCAGUCUCAGCAUUUGGCCAAAAGUGAUGGUGAAUCACAGAGUGGAUUUCACAAGGGCUGGACUUUGCUACUGAUUCUGUUAAUUGGUGUCCUAUUGUAUUAUGCCCCGUGGAGUGGAAUGACAAGUCUUCUAGAUGCAACUCUUUCAAGUAGAGAUACUGAAAUUCUGCAAGAGUUUCGGACCCGGAUGAAGAAACUAAAAAAUACUUACCAAAGUCAGGACCCUAAUCUGUGGAAAAGAGCCAAUGUGUUCCUUGAGAAACAUCUUAAUGCUUCCCACCUGCAUUUGGAGCCUGCCAUCUUACUCUUCACAGCUGGCCAAGAAGCUGAGAAAGCGCUGAGGUGCCUAAGUAAUGAGAUUGCUGAUGCAUUUGCCCUCUCCCAGAAUGCUACUACUAUCAAAAUUAAUGGGGCAGACAAAGCCGUGUUGGAUAGUGACGUUGUCAAGCUGGAGGUAGAUAAAGAGCUCAGCUCUGGGUUCAGAGAAGGCAAGAAGGUAGCAGUGGUGCAUCGAUUUGAGUUACUACCUGCAGGCUCCACCUUAAUAUUUUACAAGUACUGUGAUCAUGAAAACGCAGCAUUUAAGGAUGUGGCUCUUCUGCUGACAGUUCUCCUGGAUGAACAGUCGCUGAGAAGGAGCCUCACCUUACAAGAAGUUGAGGAGAAAGUCCGGGAUUUCCUCUGGGCAAAGUUUACCAGUUCAGAUGUUCCUAGUUCUUAUAACAGCAUGGACACAGAUAAGCUGAGUGGACUGUGGAGCCGUAUAUCUCAUCUUGUGUUGCCUGUUUGGCCUGAAAAGGGCCUCCCUGUGGAGGGAUGUACAUAAAAGUUACUGGAGAGGACCUGAGAAAGGAGGAAGACAGAAAACCUAUGUUGUAAUGGCUGAACAGGGAAGGAACUUACUGCAGCUGCUCUGCUCAGGCAGCAUAUAGUCCUUUCUGUGCAGAGGAAUUCCACCAACUGUCAGGGUUGUUUCUGCUAAAGUAACUGGGAUUUCUCUAAGUCAGCUGCAGAAUGUAAGCAAGGAACUUGCUGGUGGUUGGUAAGUUGUGUUCCGUGACUUACUUGGGCUUGGUGUCCUGGAGCUGGAAGGAAGUGCCCACUAGUGCAGAACCACUCAUCUGCUGAAGCUGCUGCACUAUUGGCUUUGCUAUAAGGAUCCUUUUCUGGUGGUGCAUAAAGCUGGUAUCGUAUUUGACAAGGUAAUAGGAUGCAAAACAUCACUUUCAUCUGCUAGCAUUGCUUACUUUCCUUCUAACUUAAGAAAAAACAUGAACUGAAAAUGAUGAUAAUGUAAUGUGAGUCUAAGCACAUGCUUUUUCUCGAUCUGAUCACAACAUAGAUGUCACCUCUCUGUGGUGACUUCUAAAUAUGGCAAAAUUGCUUCAAAGAUUUGUGACUUGUAGGGAACCUCUUCAGUAAGUGUUUCUUCACUAAAUGAGCCUGCCCCAUAGAGUUUUACAAAGUUAGAAAAGCUGAGGUACAAAAGAUUGCUUGACAUUAGUACUGAAGUCAGUUAAUAUUCCCCCUGCACCUCUUUGCAUCACUGCUUCCAGGCAUUCUCUGCUCUUUGUCAAAGUUCUGCAAAUCUUAACAUAUGAGGGGAAAUGAUAAGAUACCAGCUGUGUGUGUACUAAAGACUUGUUCCAUCUCCUUUCCAAGCAGAAGUUUAGGAAGACAUAGGUUGUCAUUUUAAUAAGAUAAUUAUUUUUGCAUCAAGAGUAUUUAUCUGUGGUACUUGAUAUACCACAAAAAUAACCUUUCUUCAUGUGUCUGCAUAUAACCUGCUGCUGCUUGCUGUAUAAGCUUCUAGCAAAGAACAGAUCUGCAAUGCAUGUUUUUAAACCACAUCUUUUUAGCGUGCUUCAUGCUGGGAAUCCCUCACACCAGACUAAAAACAUGUAUUUGAUUCUGUUGUAAGUAUUCUGUAGUGAAAAAAAAGACAAACUAAGAGAACUGCAGCACUUCCAUUUUAUUGAACUAUUGCAUUUCAUUACCCUAUGCUCUUGAAGCUAUUGGUCUAUGUGCAUUUGGGUUUGAGUAUGAAGGAACAUGUGAAGACUGCUCUCAAAUUAAUAGAGCAUUUUCUUGGAACAGCUGAGUGGCUCUUGGACUCAUCCUUUAUUCACAAGCCCCUUGAGCUGUUGUGUUGCAGAAAGUCCUUUUUAACCAAGAACACCUCUCGAGGUGCUGGAAUUUCUGACUGCUUUGUGCAAGCAAAGGUUUGGGCUGUUAAGUGGAAUGCACAAAAAUCACCUUAAGCAUAUGAAAGAACACAGUUUGUGAGACAGAGAGCUGUGGUCACUGAAACCAGAGACGGAUUCUUUCUAAUCCCUGAGAGCCAGCAAUGCGUAGUGCUCUCUUAUUUUCACAGGAAGAAAUAUAAGCAGUAAAAAGACAUGGAAGUGCUGCUGUUCUGGAUGUUUAAGAAUAGCUCAGGAAGGAAAAAAAGGCAUUUAUGUUUUGGACAUUUCACUGGACAAUAUGAUUUUUUUCAAAAGCAACUGUGACUUAUUUCCAAGUGUGUCCUGAGAGCAUAUUUGUUUGUAUAUUGUGUAAACUUUCAGUAAUCAAUACAAAUAAAUAUACCUGUUGGCUUAAUAA
Molecule: messenger RNA, 3072 nt
Organism: Colius striatus (speckled mousebird)
Lineage: Eukaryota; Metazoa; Chordata; Aves; Coliiformes; Coliidae
Product: torsin-1A-interacting protein 1
Exons: 6
Coding region: 41-1294 (417 amino acids)
Biological process (GO): nuclear membrane organization
Cellular component (GO): nuclear membrane
Molecular function (GO): ATPase activator activity
Source: RefSeq, a predicted model, not a curated record